Molecule: messenger RNA, 5597 nt
Organism: Chinchilla lanigera (long-tailed chinchilla)
Lineage: Eukaryota; Metazoa; Chordata; Mammalia; Rodentia; Chinchillidae
Gene: Cltcl1
Product: clathrin, heavy chain-like 1
Exons: 31
Coding region: 156-5156 (1666 amino acids)
Biological process (GO): intracellular protein transport; receptor-mediated endocytosis
Cellular component (GO): clathrin-coated endocytic vesicle; clathrin complex; clathrin coat of trans-Golgi network vesicle
Molecular function (GO): structural molecule activity; clathrin light chain binding
Source: RefSeq, a predicted model, not a curated record
CACACUCUCGAGCCCACCUCCCCGCAUACACCCUAGGACCUGGCCCACAUUCCCGCGCACACUUGUCUCCGGCAGUUCUGGACCCUCUCUGCCUUCUCGAGCACACCUACCCCAGACACUAGCCGGAUGGAGAGCAGAAGCGCUCUCGCUCGAGGAUGCCGGAAGUGUGGGUGAAGGCGGGACUACUUUUCGCGGACCCUCGGGGCGGGCGGAGGGAUCCCGCGCAGGGCGCUCUCGCGGAGGGGCGAGGUGCCGGGCGACCCGGAGCAGUGCGCCUGCGCUUUGGCCACCGCUCCUCAGCCAGCUCGAGGGAACCGCUGCUACCUCUGUCUCGCCCCUACUAUGGCGCAGAUUCUCCCCAUCCGCUUCCAGGAGCAUUUCCAGCUGGGAAGACGCUUCAAAUCUUUAAUAUUGAGAUGAAGAGUAAAGUGAAGGCUCAUACUAUGGCAGAAGAGGUGAUUUUCUGGAAGUGGGUGUCUGUGAACACUGUUGCCUUGGUGACUGAAACUACAGUCUAUCACUGGAGCAUGGAAGGUGACUCCCAGCCCAUAAAGAUGUUUGAUAGACAUGCCAGUCUGGCUGGAUGUCAGAUAAUCCACUACCGAACUGAUGCAUACCAGAAGUGGCUGCUUCUCAUUGGCAUCUCGGCUCAGCAAAAUCGUGUGGUUGGGGCAAUGCAGCUCUACUCUGUGGAGAGGAAGGUCUCACAGCCCAUAGAAGGCCAUGCUGCUGCUUUUGCAGAGUUCAAGAUGGAGGGGAAUGCCAAGCCCUCCACCCUUUUCUGCUUUGCUGUCCGCAGUCCUGCAGGAGGCAAGUUGCACAUAAUCGAAGUUGGACAGCCUGCAGCAGGAAACCAGCCUUUCGUAAAGAAAGCUGUGGAUGUGUUUUUCCCUCCAGAGGCACAAACUGAUUUUCCAGUGGCUAUGCAGAUUGGAGCUAAUCAUGGUGUUAUCUACUUGAUCACAAAGUAUGGCUAUCUUCAUAUGUAUGACCUAGAGUCUGGCGUGUGCAUCUACAUGAACCGUAUCAGUGCUGACACAAUCUUCGUAACUGCUCCACAUGAACCUACCUCUGGGAUUAUCGGUGUCAACAAAAAAGGACAGGUGCUGUCAGUUUGUGUUGAAGAAGAGAACAUUGUGAACUAUACAACCAAUGUGCUUCAGAAUCCAGACCUGGGUUUGCGCUUGGCUGUUCGUAGUAACCUGCCCGGGGCAGAGGAAUUGUUUGUGAGGAAAUUCAAUGCUCUGUUUGCACAGAGCAACUAUGCUGAAGCUGCCAAAGUAGCAGCAUCUGCACCAAAGGGAAUUCUGCGUACCAGUGACACGGUGCAGAAGUUCCAGAGUGUACCUGCCCAACCAGGCCAACCCUCUCCUUUGCUCCAGUACUUUGGAAUCCUGCUUGACCAGGGUCAGCUCAAUAAACUUGAAUCCUUAGAGCUUUGCCGACCGGUUCUUCAGCAGGGACGCAAGCAACUCUUAGAAAAGUGGUUAAAAGAAGAUAAGCUGGAGUGUUCAGAGGAGCUGGGAGAUUUGGUCAAAACUUCAGACCCUAUGCUCGCUCUGAGUGUGUACCUUCGGGCAAAUGUGCCAAGCAAAGUUAUCCAGUGUUUUGCAGAAACAGGCCAAUUCCAGAAAAUCGUGCUCUAUGCCAAAAAGGUUGGAUAUACCCCAGACUGGAUCUUUUUGCUGAGAAGUGUGAUGAGGAUCAGUCCCGAACAGGGUCUGCAGUUUUCCCAAAUGCUGGUGCAGGAUGAAGAGCCUUUGGUCAACGUCAGCCAGAUUGUGGACAUUUUCAUGGAAAACAGUUUAAUUCAGCAGUGUACUUCCUUCCUGUUGGAUGUUUUGAAGAAUAAUUGCCCGGCUGAGGGGCACCUCCAGACUCGGCUAUUAGAGAUGAAUCUGAUCCAUGCACCCCAGGUUGCAGAUGCCAUCCUUGGAAAUCAGAUGUUUACACAUUACGAUCGGGCCCACAUUGCCCAGCUCUGCGAGAAGGCAGGUCUCCUGCAGCGGGCACUGGAGCAUUACACUGACCUCUAUGACAUCAAGAGGGCUGUGGUCCAUACUCAGUUCCUCAAUCCUGAGUGGCUCAUCAACUUCUUCGGCUCCUUGUCAGUGGAGGACUCUCUGGAAUGUCUUCGUGCCUUGCUGUCUGCUAACAUCAGACAGAAUCUUCAGCUGUGUGUGCAGGUGGCAUCCAAGUACCAUGAGCAGCUGGGCACACAGUCCCUUGUGGAGCUCUUUGAAUCCUUCAAGAGUUAUGAAGGCCUCUUCUACUUCCUGGGCUCAAUUGUGAACUUCAGCCAAGACCCAGAUGUGCAUCUGAAGUACAUUCAGGCUGCCUGCAAGACAGGGCAAAUCAAGGAGGUGGAGAGGAUAUGUCGUGAGAGCAGCUGCUAUAACCCAGAGCGGGUGAAGAACUUCCUGAAGGAGGCCAAGCUCACAGACCAGCUGCCCCUCAUCAUUGUGUGUGAUCGCUUUGACUUUGUCCACGAUCUCGUACUCUACUUGUACCGCAACAACCUGCAGAAGUACAUUGAGAUUUACGUUCAGAAGGUUAACCCUAGCCGGCUCCCAGCUGUGGUUGGAGGGCUGCUUGAUGUGGACUGUUCUGAAGAAGUAAUUAAAAACCUAAUUGUUGUGGUGAGAGGACAGUUCUCUACUGAUGAACUGGUGGCUGAAGUAGAAAAAAGAAACAGGCUAAAGUUGUUACUUCCCUGGUUGGAGUCCCGGAUUCAUGAAGGCUGUGAGGAGCCUGCCAUUCACAAUGCACUGGCCAAAAUCUACAUUGAUAGCAACAACAACCCCGAGCGCUUCUUGAGAGAGAAUGCCUACUAUGACAGCAGCGUGGUGGGCCAGUACUGUGAGAAGCGGGACCCACAUCUGGCCUGUGUUGCCUAUGAGCGGGGGACAUGUGACCUUGAGCUCAUUAAGGUGUGCAAUGAGAACUCUCUGUUCAAAAGUGAGGCCCGCUACCUGGUACGCAGAAAGGAUCCUGAACUCUGGGCCCAUGUCCUUGAGGACACCAACCCAUCUAGGAGACAGCUGAUUGACCAGGUUGUACAGACAGCAUUGUCAGAAACACAGGAUCCCGAAGAGGUUUCAGUCACUGUCAAAGCCUUUAUGACAGCUGACUUGCCUAAUGAACUAAUUGAGCUACUAGAGAAGAUUGUUCUGGAUAACUCUGUCUUCAGCGAGCACAGGAACCUCCAGAAUCUGCUGAUCCUGACUGCUAUCAAGGCAGAUCACACACGGGUCAUGGAGUACAUCAGCCGCCUGGACAACUACGAUGCCCCUGACAUUGCGAGCAUUGCCAUCAGCAGUGCACUGUAUGAGGAGGCCUUCGCCAUCUUCCGCAAGUUUGAUGUCAAUGCCUCAGCGAUCCAGGUCCUGAUUGAGCACAUUGGAAACCUGGAUCGAGCAUAUGAGUUUGCUGAGAGGUGCAGUGAGCCUGCUGUGUGGAGUCAGCUGGCCCGAGCCCAACUCAAAAAGGACUUGGUAAAGGAAGCCAUUGACUCCUACAUCAGGGCAGAUGACCCUGCCUCUUACCUGGAGGUGGUUCAGGCAGCCAAUAAGAACAACAACUGGGAGGAUCUAGUGAAAUAUCUGCAAAUGGCCCGGAGAAAGGGCCAUGAGUCCUGCAUAGAAACUGAACUUAUUUUUGCGUUGGCUAAAACCAGCCGUCUAUCUGAGCUAGAAGAUUAUAUUAAUGGGCCCAACAAUGCCAACCUCCAGCAGGUUGGAGACCGCUGUUAUGAAGAGGGCAUGUAUGAGGCUGCGAAGCUGCUGUACAGCAAUGUUUCUAACUUUGCCCGCCUAGCUUCUACCUUGGUCCACCUGGGUGAGUAUCAGGCAGCAGUGGACAGCAGCCGCAAGGCCAACAGCACCCAGACCUGGAAGGAGGUGUGCUUUGCCUGCGUGGAUGGGCAAGAGUUCCACCUUGCACAGCUGUGUGGCCUUCACAUCGUCAUUCAUGCAGAUGAGCUGGAGGAGCUGAUACAUUAUUACCAGGAUCGUGGCUACUUUGAGGAGCUCAUCUUCCUGCUGGAGGCAGCUCUGGGCCUAGAACGGGCCCACAUGGGCAUGUUCACGGAACUGGCUAUCCUCUACUCCAAGUUCAAGCCACAAAAGAUAUCCGAGCACCUGGAGCUCUUCUGGUCCCGGGUCAACAUCCCAAAGGUGCUGAGGGCCGCAGAGCAGGCACACCUCUGGGCAGAGCUGGUGUUUCUGUACGACAAACAUGAGGAGUAUGAUAAUGCCAUCCUUACCAUGAUGAGUCACCCUACUGAGGCCUGGAAAGAAAGUCAGUUCAAAGAUGUCAUUGCCAAGGUAGCCAAUGUGGAAAUCUAUUACAAAGCCCUACAGUUCUACUUGGAUUACAAGCCUCUACUCAUAAAUGACCUACUGCUGGUGCUGUCUCCCCGGCUGGACCACACCAGGACAGUCAGCUUCUUUUCAAAGGCAGGCCAGCUACCCCUGGUGAAGCCUUACCUGCGGUCAGUCCAGAGCCACAACAACAAGAGUGUGAACGAGGCACUGAACCACUUGCUGACUGAGGAGGAGGAUUAUCAGGGCUUGAGGGCAUCUAUUGAUGCCUAUGACAACUUCGACAAUGUCAGCCUGGCUCAGCAGCUGGAGAAGCACCAGCUGAUCGAAUUCAGGCGCAUUGCAGCUUAUCUGUACAAGGGCAACAACCGGUGGGCUCAGAGCGUGGAGCUGUGCAAGAAAGACCAUCUCUACAAGGAUGCCAUACAGCAUGCUGCAGAGUCACGUGAUCCUGAGCUUGUGGAGAAGUUGCUGCAGUGGUUCCUGGAGGAAGGCAAGCGAGAGUGUUUCACAGCCUCGCUCUUCACCUGCUAUGACCUGCUUCACCCAGAUGUGGUACUUGAACUGGCCUGGAGACACAACCUUAUUGACUUUGCCAUGCCCUACUUCAUCCAGGUGAUGAGGGAGUACCUUAGCAAAGUUGACGAACUGGAUGCCUUAGAGAGCCUGCGCAAGCAAGAGGAGCAUGUUGGGGAGCCCACCCCACUCAUGUUUGGCCAGCAGCUGAUGCUGACAGCAGGUCCUGCUGCCGGCCCAGCGCCUGCCAGCUUCCGCCUUGGAUACUCGAUCACUCCUGCCUUCACCCAGUCUCCUGUGUACGGCUUCAGUGUGUAGCAGGCGCUGAGUCUUCACACCCCUUCCUGCCAAGGCAUGAGCCUUCCAAGAAACAAGGCACUCCAGAAGCACAGAGGACCUCCGCUGGGAGGCAGGACACCUGGACAUUAUUUAUUUUUGCUGAAGCCUAUUGAUGCCACCUCUGAGCCAUCGAAAAGCCUGGGAAGGCCAAAGUAGACAGUGACUGCCUGAGAAGACCAACACUAGCUGCCAGCGGGGAGGUGGUUCCCUGCCUGUAGGGCCUCAAGCUGGAGCCAGGCAUGGCUAGGGACACUUGUCUGCCCGGAUUCCCAGAUGGUUAGAAGGAGGGGUGCUCUCUUCACUCCCAGAUUGGCUAGAGCUCCCCCUCCAAGCCACUUUGCAGACACAACAGGAACACCUCAUUAACAGGACUCAGCCUCUUGCUGAUUAUGAAUAUUAAAAUCGGUUUCUCAAGGCAAA